Molecule: messenger RNA, 851 nt
Organism: Racocetra persica
Lineage: Eukaryota; Fungi; Glomeromycota; Glomeromycetes; Diversisporales; Gigasporaceae
Source: the annotation of a GenBank genome assembly
UCAAAGUUGUAGAAAAAAUUAUUAUUUAUAUCAAACUCCAUUAUUUUCUUAUUUGGUAACAAAUGCUAAAAAGUCUACGACAUUUUGGCUUGAGAAAGCUUUAGAAUUUAUGAAACAAAAAAAUAUGAAUUAUUUACCUGAAAUUCAAAUAGACGGCCUAAUAUGUCAUUUGCAGGAUAAUCAUUCGCUGUGUUGGCCUGAAGUCUGUUGGAUAAAAGAUAAUCAAGAAUUAAAAAAAAUUUUUAGAUUACCGAUUGGCCAAAGAUUAGUAACUACUUAUCGCACUUCAAUAAAUGAGGCAUUUAAUAGAGUUAAAUUAGUCUACCUUGAUAAGAAAAUAGACUUUUGGAAAUCAUUUAGUGGACAGCAUGCCUUAGCAGUUAUUCACCAUAAUGAUGGCUAUGCUAGAGUUUUGGAAACUAUUCGAUAUGGAUAUACUUAUGAACCUUUUACAAUACAGGAUAAAAUUAAUAUCAAAAAAAUGGAAAGUAUUCGAUAUGAUCAGCAAGUUCGCAAUGUAAAAAAUAUUUACUUACGUAAUACUGAACGUGCUGAAAUUUAUUCGAAUAAAAAAAAAGAAUUACAAGAAUUUGAUUUUGCUCAGACAUAUUUGACAAACUUUGGAGUUUCUAGUACAGCCUUAUAUGCUUCCAUGAUGGAAACAGCUAUACAUGAAGAAAAAAUUUUUGAAGAAAUUGCAAUAGGAGGAGCCUGGGGAAGAUUAGGAUUUCUUAAAAAACGAUAUCCGACUGUACCUUUAUUGUUGUUAACUGCGACUGUGUCAAGUGCACAUAUUGAAGCUAUUCGUAAAACCCUAAAUCUUGAACAAUCUAAUUUUGAAAUAAUUCAUA